Priapulus caudatus is the source of this 1347-nucleotide messenger RNA. RefSeq lists its product as uncharacterized. The coding region runs from base 204 to 908 and encodes 234 amino acids. NCBI's taxonomy places the organism in Eukaryota, Metazoa, Priapulida, Priapulimorpha, Priapulimorphida, Priapulidae. The record is from RefSeq and is a predicted model, not a curated record. The transcript has 7 exons.
GUAUUGCACGUCGUUGCAAGGGUCGUUGUCGUAUCAGCGAAUGAGAAGUGAGCACGGUGAUGUCAUUUUUUGGGAGGGCCAAUAGAAACACUUUGUCGUCUUAGCAGACGAUAGAACGUUCACCCGUGUCCUGCCACUAUCCAGUGAGGUUCUACAGAAGGAAGCUGGCAGUCUUUUUGAUAAACUAGAGCCAUAUCUUCACAAUGAAGCUCCUAUUAGUCUUUGCACUAGUUUGUGCUACAGGAAUCCACCAAGCAUUAUGUGUUAACAACUGUGCUAGUGGUAUUGUGGAUGCCAAUGCACUCAUGUCAUAUAAGCGGGGGACAGCUGAGGUUACGUCAGCCUUCGUUGCUGCGGACGUUGCAACAAUAACCUGCAAUGACAAAUUUCAUUCUACCGUGACUACGUCAACUUGCACAAAUGAUGGAACUGAUGAUGACUGGAUCCCAGCGGCUGUUGCAUGUUCAGCAUAUGGAGAAUGUACGGCAUCUGCAAGUGUACUCGAUGAGGGCUCAACUCUUACCUACAGUGGUCUAGAUGCUCUGCCAGAAUCUGCCACUGUAAGCUGUGGGACGGGAUAUACUAAUGUUACCAGCUAUUGCACAGGAGAAACAACCUAUGCCUGGGUUCCAGCAAUUACCAACUGCACAAUGGUUCAGUGUGAUGCCUUCACUGUGGAGAACGGCGUCCUCAAUGUCACAGGAACUGCCCAUGAUUACGGAACCGGAGUGGAAAUAGACUGCGAAGAGGGUUACGAGUUUGAGCUUGAAGUUCAUGAAAUGGAGGUGGCCUGUGGUGCCGAUGGCAAAUGGAGCCCUGCACCUGGUGUAUGCGCAGGAAGCUCUGUUGCAAGACUGCUGAUGACACCAGCCAUGAUCAUUGGAGUAAUGGUUGUCAGCAAGCUAUAAACCCCAUCUCAAAAAGAUGCAAAAUAUGUAUGUUAUCUAUAGAUAGUCACACAAUUUGAAAUUACUUGUAUCUCGUUUGACUUCCUGAAAAAUGGAACGAUUGAGGAUGACUUGUUUACAAACUGCUGCUGCCAUGAAGCUUGAUCACACAGCCACAGCUCCGAGUAUUAAAGCGCCGCAUGACUUUCACUAUCGAAACGAUGGCAUUGUAUGACUUCCAUUACAUGGAAUGAUUUAGUGAUAAAUUUUGCUCAUGCUGCAGUGCUGUUUAAAUAAAAAGCAUGUAAAUGAUUUCUAUCUAUUAGAAUGAACUAUAGUGAAUAGAUUCAUGAUUUUCCUUUUGGAAAUGAUGUGUAAUGGCCUUGUUGCACGAUUUGAAAUCAGGUUAUUAUUGAUACAAUUAUGUCAAAAUAAAAUGUGUAAUCUUUAUGAACAAUAA